AUGCGUUACACUAGGCGAAAGCACCUGGCUCACCUCCGCCCUUCCCACCCUCCGCCUCUCUCACCCUCCGCCUCUCUCACCCUCCGCCUCUCUCACCCUCCGCCUCUCACACCCUCCGCCUCUCUCGCCUCCGCCUCUCUCUACCUCCGCCUCUCUCACCUCCGCCUCUCUCACCUCCGCCUCUCUCACCCUUCGCCCCUCUCACCUCCGCCUCUCUCUACCUCCGCCUCUCUCUACCUCCGCCUCUCUCACCCUCCGCCUCUCUCACCCUCCGCCUCUCUCACCCUCCGCCUCUCUCACCUCCGCCUCUCUCACCUCCGCCUCUCUCACCCUCCGCCUCUCUCACCUCCGCCUCUCUCUACCUCCGCCUCUCUGGGCCUCCGCCUCUCUCACCCUCCGCCUCUCUGGGCCUCCGCCUCUCUCACCCUCCGCCUCUCUCACCUCCGCCUCUCUCACCUCCGCCUCUCUCACCCUCCGCCUCUCUCUACCUCCGCCUCUCUCACCUCCGCCUCUCUCACCUCCGCCUCUCUCACCCUCCGCAUCUCUCACAUCCGCCUCUCUCACCUCCGCCUCUCUCACCCUCCGCCUCUCUCACCUCCGCCUCUCUCUACCUCCGCCUCUCUGGGCCUCCGCCUCUCUCACCCUCCGCCUCUCUCACCCUCCACCUCUCUCACCCUCCGCCUCUCUCACCUCCGCCUCUCUCACCCUCGGCCUCUCUCACCCUCCGCGUCUCUCACCCUCCGCCAAUCCCCCUCCCCCAUUGAUGCCCUUGUCAUUCUCCAAUCCCCCUCACCCAUUGAUGCCCUUGUCAUUCUCCAAUCCCCCUCACCCAUCGAUGCCCUUGUCAUUCUCCCUUGA
Messenger RNA from Closterium sp. Yama58-4, 858 nucleotides. The record is from the annotation of a GenBank genome assembly. NCBI's taxonomy places the organism in Eukaryota, Viridiplantae, Streptophyta, Zygnematophyceae, Desmidiales, Closteriaceae.